Messenger RNA from Necator americanus (New World hookworm), 204 nucleotides. RefSeq lists its product as uncharacterized. The transcript has a single exon. The record is from RefSeq and is a predicted model, not a curated record. Lineage: Eukaryota; Metazoa; Nematoda; Chromadorea; Rhabditida; Ancylostomatidae. The coding region runs from base 1 to 204 and encodes 67 amino acids.
AUGGAAAUUCUCAGAAGAGAAGCGGUAGUUCGUGCUCUUUUCGGAUGUAAACGGAAAAAUAUCAUGGGGACGACUGCGAUGCGAUGCGAUGCACCUCACCACGCACAGCUGUCACCUCCCGAACCACCACCGUCACCUCGUCGGCAAGGACGAGUUACGACCACGCCUCCUCUCACGUCUACGACGCUUUGCCGCGAACAAUAA